AUGGGAACAAUCGACAGCUUUCUCGACCUGGAGCUCUGCGAGGUUGUGCACGACAGCGACAACGAGCCCAGGGAGCGCAAGAGGGGGCAGCUGAAGGUGACCUUCAAGGGCGUAGACCAGGACCUCUCCACCUGCGCGUGCGGGACCGAGUUCCCUCUGGACGCGGCCUACUGCAGGAGGUGCGGCAAGGCCGCACCGCCCGCGGACGUGACCAUGCAAACUCAAGCUGGGCGUCUUCUUCCAGUGCCCCGACUGGCUGUCCAACGACGGGGCGUCCCCCGCCUGCAGCAGGGCGUCGCCGGCCUGCAGCAGGUCGCGCCCGGAGGACCCACCGCACGCCGAGGCCCCGCAGGCCCUGCCUGGCGAGGGCGCCGCCCAGCGCCCCGCGCACGGCGCGGCGGCGGGCGAGCCAGGCGUGGGCGACAGCUGCGGGAGGGCCCCCCGCUCCGUGCGUAG
This is a messenger RNA of Prorocentrum cordatum, 456 nucleotides long. The record is from the annotation of a GenBank genome assembly. Lineage: Eukaryota; Dinophyceae; Prorocentrales; Prorocentraceae.